GAAAAAUUUAGGGGAAGCUCUGAUGCGUGGUGUUGCGUUUUCAUGUAAACGAAAUCAGCGAGGAGUAGAUAUCAUCAUACCUAUAUAUAUUGGCACUCUUAAUGAAAAGCUUAACGAAGAUCGCAUUUCAUACAUACUAAUACAAGUUAAAAAUUGGACUACGAAUAAUAAAGGCGAUGAUUACCCACUCUCUGCAACAGCAAAGCUGUCACCAUCAUAUAUAGACAUUGAGGAACUUCCGCAUAUGCCGUUUUUGUCGUUGUAUUUGCAAUUAGGCGCAACAGGAGAGUUUGUUGACGUCCCAACAGAGUUUAUUCAAACACGUCAAGUCAAGUUAUGUAAACGUAAAAUCGAAGGAGUGUUGGAAGAUUAUCAAGCAAGUGAUACCGAAACGAGAAGUGAAUUUGUCAAGAAGAUUAGAAUCGACGGCGAUAAGGAUAUCUCAAAUGCCGAAGUUACAGCGUUCAGGGAGCAUUUUCAGACGCCACUUGCAUUAUUUGGAUUAUCUCCGAACAUCUACAGUUGUUUAGAGCACUCUACACCAGUUUCUGCAACCUCACCACCAACUAUCGCUAAUGAUCUUGCAAAUAACUUUAAACAAUUGUUGACUGCUUGGGUUGACCCUACAUUAGGGGAACAUCCAGAAGAAAUGACAAUAAUUAAACGUAUGGAACCAUUAGUAUACAAUAUGGAGGA
Molecule: messenger RNA, 696 nt
Organism: Ambispora leptoticha
Lineage: Eukaryota; Fungi; Glomeromycota; Glomeromycetes; Archaeosporales; Ambisporaceae
Source: the annotation of a GenBank genome assembly